GUGGGUUAAAAAGUGUUCUAAUUCACCAUAUUUAUUCCUUACGUAAACUUGCUUUCCUUCAAAAAUAAAAAGCAUUGCUCAAUGGGAUCUCGUGAUUAUACCAAUGGAAGCCUAAAUGGACCAAGUGAAUAUUCUUAUAAGAGGAAAUUUAAUUCGCUUGAACCGUCAAAAGUUCUGCAUAUAUCUAAUUUACCGUUUGAUACUACCGAGAGAGAACUUAAUCAAUUUUGUUCUCCAUUUGGUGUUUCAAGGAAAAUAAUGAUUAUUAAAAAUAAAAAUCAAGCAUUUAUUGAAAUGGAAUCAGAGUAUGAUGCUACCAAUCUAAUGGACUAUUUUCAAAUUUUUGAUAUACAUUUACGAAGUAAUAAAAUUGUCAUACAAUAUUCAAAUCACAAAAAUCUAUCUGUAAAACAUGAUAAUGAUUAUGAUGAUACAUAUUCUAAAACAAACACUUCACCAGUAUUACAUGUUAAAAUUGAUAACAUGUCAUGUCCUAUUACCAUUGAUGUUUUAUAUCAAAUUUUUUCUAAAAAUGGUCAAGUUAUGAAAAUUGCAACUUAUAAUAAAUUAGGUGAAUUUGGAGCUUUAAUUCAAUAUUCUGAUAGUUUUACAGCAUCCAAUGCACGCACAACUCUAAAUGGUCAAAAUAUAUAUAAUAAUUGUUGUAAGCUUCGAAUAGAUUUUCACAAAAAAGAUGAUCUCCAUAUUUCACCAAAUGAUCCCCUUUGUCGUGAUUAUACUCUUCCACUCAAUGAUAGGAGUAUUUUAAACAAUCCUAUAUUUAACAAUAUGCCAAAUAUUGCUGCUGCCUCUAUGCUUGGUCCACAACUAUUGCAAAAUGUUAUUGGAGUUAACAAGAAUUCUCUUUCGCCAAAUAAUGAUUUUAAUAUGCGAAAUGAUAAAAGGAUGAAAAAUAAUAAUUCUUCUAAUCCACCAACACCAGUUUUAUUAGCUAGUAAUUUAAGUAAAGAAAUGUCUACCCCUGAUAAAAUAUUUGCACUUUUUGGUGCAUUUGGAGAUGUCCAAAAAGUAAAAGUUCUCUACAAUAAAAGAGAUGCUGCCUUAGUACAAAUGAUGGAUACAACUCAAGCGGGUAUGGUUUUAGACUUUUUACAUGGUAGCAUUGUAUUUGGUAAAGAAAUCAGGAUUACCUCAUCAAAAUAUCACGAAAUUUCAUUCCCUGCCAUACCCUUAAAUGAAGAGGGUUCUUCUGAUGAUGAAAAUGGGGAAAAGAGACUCUUAACAAAAGAUUACACCAACUCUCCUUUGCAUAGGUACCGUAAAGCAGGUUCUAAAAAUUAUAAUAAUAUAUGUCCACCUAGUUGCAUAUUACAUAUUUCCAAUAUUCCUUCUACACUUACUGAAGAUGACAUUAAACACAUCUUUAAAGAUUCUGGUUUCUUUGUUGAUAGAUUUAAAUUUUUUCCUAAAACACGUAGCAUGGCUCUAGUUAGAUUAUCAACAGAAGAAGAUGGCAUAAAAGCUUUGGUGUUAUUAAACAAUUAUACUGUCAGUGGAGAAAAGGGUGAUUUGGCUGAGAAACAUUUGAGAAUAUCUUUUAGUCCAUCUAAAAUGUGAAUUUCUUGAAUGAAAAGGCAUAAAUACCUAAGUAUGUUAAAUGUUUUUUUAAAUAAAUUGAUUCCUUAUCUUUUUAUAUCAUCAUUUUUUAAUCUAUAAUUCUCAAUCAUAUGUAAAUACAAUUACUUAUAUAUAUGUAAAUAAAAUAUUUAAGACAUGAUUUAUAUAGAUAUAAGUUUCAAUUUUCAUUAUCUGGGCAUCUAUUUUCCUCUUUUUCAUGUAUAUAUUUGUUCAGUAAUUUUUUAUUAUCUUAUAUUCCAAUUCUUAAAUGUAUUGAUCUUUUUUUUGUAUUUUCACAUUGAUAUUUCUUAUUAGCUUCAUCUAUUUC
Gordionus sp. m RMFG-2023 is the source of this 1906-nucleotide messenger RNA. Its product is annotated as polypyrimidine tract-binding protein 2-like. Gene Ontology annotation, biological process: mRNA processing; regulation of RNA splicing. The transcript has 2 exons. Lineage: Eukaryota; Metazoa; Nematomorpha; Gordioida; Chordodea; Parachordodidae. The record is from RefSeq and is a predicted model, not a curated record. Gene Ontology annotation, cellular component: nucleus. Gene Ontology annotation, molecular function: mRNA binding. Bases 82 to 1578 code for a protein of 498 amino acids.